Messenger RNA from Fundulus heteroclitus (mummichog), 1216 nucleotides. It is a transcript of the gene dydc2, whose product is annotated as DPY30 domain containing 2. The record is from RefSeq and is a predicted model, not a curated record. Lineage: Eukaryota; Metazoa; Chordata; Actinopteri; Cyprinodontiformes; Fundulidae. The coding region runs from base 18 to 1055 and encodes 345 amino acids. Gene Ontology annotation, cellular component: Set1C/COMPASS complex. The transcript has 8 exons.
GGGCAGAGAGUGAUAGUAUGGACUCCGAGUACAUAAAGCAACACGUGGGGCAGUGCCUGGCUGAAGGAUUGGCUGAAGUGGCCGAGCAGCGACCCGUUGACCCCAUCCAAUAUUUGGCUCACUGGCUCUACAAGUAUUCAUCUAAUGUUGAAUACAAGGAAAAGAGAAUGGAGAGGCUCGCUCUCUUGGAGCAGCAGCAGGCACAAGCUAUCGGAGAGAAAGUUCCCGAGGAGGUGCUGAAAAAGGAGGAGCAGAACACCAGCAAAGACCCGACAGAGCCUCAAAAUAUGACUGAGAAACCCACCGAGCCUGAGACACCCGCCGGAACCACCGCAGCGUCUGCUGAGGACGGGGAACCUGGAAACAACGAGAAACCAAGCUCCCCUGAUCCAGAAAGCCCGGGACAAAAUGCCGAUGUCCAGAUAAAGGAAAGUGAACAGGAGGAUCAGGAGAACACAGAAGCGGAGCUAAGUAGCAGAAACGUUGGAGACGACACAAACGCCACCCCAAAAGAAGGGACAGAAGGGGACCAGGAAGCAGAAAAGGUUGAUGAAGAAGAGAAGGACAAACCUGAAGACUCUGUCCAAGAGGAGACAACGUCCGCUCUGCAGAGCGAGGAGCUCACAACAGAGACAAUGCUUCCAGUUGGAGAACAAGAAGAAACCACAGCAGACACCAACCAGGAGACACAAGAACCCAGUUCUCUUCCUCUGCAGAACCCGGACAAGGUCGACGAAGAGAAGGACAAACCUGAAGACUCUAUCCAAGAGGAGACAACCUCCCCACUGCAGAGCGAGCAGCUCCCACUAGAGAAAACGUUUCCAAAUGAAGAACAAGAAGAAACCACAGCAGACACCAACCAGGAGACACAGGAAGCCAGUUCUCUUCCUCUUCAGAACCCCGACAAGGAUGAUAAUGCUGACAAAGAAGACAGUGGUAAACCUGAAGAAGCCACCCAGCCAGAGGCAGCCUCGGCUCAGCAGAGCAAGGAACUUGCAGCAGAGGAGACAUCUCCUGAUCAAGAAAAGGAAGUGAGUGACCCCUCACCAGAAUGAACAGCAUGAGUCAACCAAGGUAGCCUGAACAACAUCUCAAAGACUGAUAACAGAUGCCAAAGGCUGAGAAGCUGGCUGUUCCAGUCCAUCAAAACCAGUAAAUUCACAGGAAGGAAGGAAAAAAAAAACAUGUUACCCAAUAAUAAAGGUGCUUACACAAA